CGACAAGAUUCUGAACCAAAACUCGUUCCGCCAGAUUACGGACCGCGAAAAAAUGUAUCAAAUGCAAAUAUGUCUGGGUCUGGGAGAUUGCGCGACUUGUAAUGCUAGUCUGGCAUGACUCUGAACUCUGUAUUGCGUGGCCGCGAAGAAGUACGUAGAGCUUCUCUUGGCUGUCAUUCAAAAACGCAGUUUCUCAUGCGGAUUACGCAACUGAGAAGCACUGAUCGAAAAAUUUGUCAUGCUUGGCAGCGCAAUACAGUGUGCUCACUAUUCCCUUCCUUGCAUCACAGGUUUCCAGACGGACCCAGAUGACAUAUUUGCAAUGCAUAAAAUGGUGACUAGGCUGAAAAAUGCUGAAGAACGGAUGCUAGAGUGCGAGGAGGUCGUGGAAGCACAGCUGCAAGAUGUUGAACGCGCGUGCUCAACGUCGGCCCCGGAGGGGGGACCCUCGUCGGGUAGUGGGGACCACGAACAACAGGGCAAAACAAGAGCAAUAGCAGCAGCAUCAAGCGAGAAGAGGACCACCACGAGGAACCAGAAAGUGUUCGACGCGGGGGUGGACCUGUAUGAGAGUGCACAACUCCCACCUCUCCCCCUCAUUUGUACGGCCGGAGCAGCAAGCAAGACAAGCGGCGGCAAGAGUGCAGGUUUUGCAUGACACAUUCGCCGAGGAUUGUAGUCCUGUUCGGGAGGUUGCCAGAAUCUGUCAUGGUUGCCAGAACAAACUUUGGCAAGAAAAAUUUCGAAAAAUCCAUUUCCAGAAGGGAUAACGUGAUAUUACCUCGGGUUCUUUUCAGACGAGAUUUCGUGCGAAAAAAUGAAGACCCGCUUCUGAAUUCCACCUCCAGUCGAGGUAUUUUUUUCGCGCAUUGAGAUCGAAGAUCUUCCUAGAGGAACUUCUACAGCCCGAGGACCAGGAUCACAAGGAAAAAAAUGCCGACGCUCCUCCAUCCUACUUGAGAACAGCCACUGGUUUAU
Messenger RNA from Amoebophrya sp. A120, 978 nucleotides. NCBI's taxonomy places the organism in Eukaryota, Dinophyceae, Syndiniales, Amoebophryaceae. The record is from the annotation of a GenBank genome assembly.